AUGACCGGGGUCGAUCGGAUGCUCCGAGAUGGUCAUGCUCAAGUCAUUCGAGCCCUUGGAGGAGUUUGGGGUGCCAAAAUGAAGCGUCGCGAGGGCCUGCUGCGCACGUGUUUGGAGCUCCCAAGGUGUGAUAUUUUUUACGGCGGCCUCCCCCCUCCCUGGGGACUCGCCAGGGGUGGACACGGUGUGGGAAAGCGGCAUCAGAUGGCCCGGCAAUCGUCUCCGGGACGGCGGCGGACUCCCGACGUCGACGACGGUUUUGGCGGACCUGGGAGGUGA
This is a messenger RNA of Phytomonas sp. Hart1, 279 nucleotides long. The record is from the annotation of a GenBank genome assembly. NCBI's taxonomy places the organism in Eukaryota, Euglenozoa, Kinetoplastea, Trypanosomatida, Trypanosomatidae.